Molecule: messenger RNA, 2884 nt
Organism: Periophthalmus magnuspinnatus
Lineage: Eukaryota; Metazoa; Chordata; Actinopteri; Gobiiformes; Gobiidae
Product: calpain-5-like
Exons: 14
Coding region: 494-2425 (643 amino acids)
Biological process (GO): proteolysis
Cellular component (GO): cytoplasm
Molecular function (GO): calcium-dependent cysteine-type endopeptidase activity
Source: RefSeq, a predicted model, not a curated record
ACUUGUGGCUUGUUUCAUCUGUGUUUAGUUUCAGUUUCCUCCUCCCCCUCUGCUGACUUGAAUCCAGCCCUCGCCUGCAGAGAAAGGCUCCAGAGAGGACGUCCAGACCACUUUCAGCCACUGGCUGCACACAGGAAGAAGUCUGCAGAGAAUAACAACAUGGGACUAACGACAAAUCUUUAACAGCAACUUGGGGCCAUAACGGAAUGUUUUUUUAAGUCUUACAGAUCGGACAACACUGGGGCGUGGCAGCAGACACAUGCUGAAACUGUGUGGGAGGCCACACUCAACAGGUAGCUCACAAUACCUGCUCACAUUCUUGCAGUAGGAAGCCGGAAGAAGGUUGGACACAGGCUAAACACUGCAAAUGUGAAUUUAAUAUAUUUGUAAGUGCCUUUUUUGAAAGCUGUGUGAUUGUUUGAAUUUCAGUAAGUUCAUUAGUUUACAUCCUGGAUAUAGCUAAGGUCAGCUGUGAGCCCUCUGUAUCUGCACUAUGUUUUCCUCUGUUACCCCAUUCAAGAACCAGCACUACUCCUCGCUGAAGAAUGCCUGUAUCAAGGAUAAGAAGCUGUUCGAAGAUCCAGAGUUCCCUGCCAACAACGCGUCUAUCUACUUUAGGAAACCUCCACCUGGAAGAGUGGAAUGGAAGAGGCCACGGGAAAUCAGUAAUUCGCCGCAUCUCUUUGUGGAAGGCAUUAGUGCACAUGACUUGAACCAAGGAAUUGUGGGAAACUGCUGGUUCGUUGCCGCCUGCUCUUGUUUGGCCCUGAAGCCGAAUUUGUGGACAAGGGUGAUCCCAGACUGGAAGGAGCAGGAGUGGGACAGCAAACACCCAGAGAACUAUGCAGGAAUAUUCCACUUUCAGUUCUGGAUUUUUGGGAAGUGGGUGGAUGUGGUGGUAGACGACCGGCUGCCCACCAUCAAUGGGGAGCUCAUCUACUGCCAUUCAAAAGAAAACAAUGAGUUUUGGAGUGCUCUACUGGAAAAAGCUUAUGCCAAGCUCUCGGGCUGCUACGAGUCUCUGGAGGGGGGAAACACUGGUGAUGCAGUGGUAGAUUUCAGUGGAGCUGUGGCAGAGGCCAUUGACCUGCAGGAGGGAGCUUACCACAGUGACCAGAAGAAACAGGACGAGCUGUUUACAAAUCUGCUGAAGGUUUAUGACAGAGGAGGCAUCAUCAGCUGCUCCAUCAAGGCCCAACCACAUGAAAUUGAGUUAAAGAUGGGCAACGGUCUGGUGAAGGGCCAUGCGUACUCUGUGACUGCAGUGAAGAAGGUGCGGCUGGGUCACGGACUGUUGGCCUACUUUAAAAAUGAGACCAUCCCAAUGAUCCGCAUGAGAAACCCUUGGGGCAAGACCGAGUGGAAUGGACCCUGGAGCGACACUUCUGAAGAGUGGUCAAAAGUUGGUGACACUGAAAGGGGAAACCUUGGCAUCACAGUGGCUGACGAUGGAGAGUUUUGGAUGGCAUUUUCAGAUUGGUGCAAGUUCUUCACUGAUGCAGAUGUUUGUCGUCUCAUCAAUACCUCAGUUUUAAGCAUACACAAAACCUGGAAUGAGGUCAUGCACUUUGGGAGCUGGACCAAAAAUGCAGACCCUCUCUUGAACCGUUGUGGUGGCUGUGCAAACUACAAAUCUACAUUUCUACAGAACCCACAGUAUGUGUUUGAUGUGACAAAAGAGGAGGAUGAGGUCCUGAUCUCUCUGCAGCAAAAAGAUAUGAAAAUUCACAGGAAACAGGGUCAAGGAGAAAAUCUGACUAUUGGCUUUAGCAUAUUCAAGGUGGAAUUGAACAGGAAGUACAGAUUACAUGACAUUCUGACCCAACAGUGUGUAGCCACAUCGACAUACAUAAAUGCCCGGACGGUCUUCAUGAGAGUGGACCUCCAACAGGGCCGCUAUGUCGUCCUGCCAACCGGCUUCAAACCACUGACCCUCGGGGAUUAUAUGCUACGCAUCUUCACAGACGUUGAUUCUGGAUGCAGGGAGCUAACAGUGGACAAACCCCAAGUGCGCUGCUGGAGUUCGUUUGUUGGUUAUCCUCAAGUUGUGAGUCAUGUCUACAUCCAUGCAGCAGCAGGGCUGGAGAACCAGGACAAGAAUGGAGGCGCAGACCCCUAUGUGAUCAUAUACUGUGAAGGGAAGUCAGUGAGGUCCCCCAUCAAAAAUGACACGCUAGAGCCGGAGUUUGCCGUCAGUGGUGUUUUCUACAGGAAGAAACCAAGGAAACCUAUCACUGUGCAGAUCUGGAACAGCAAUGCUGUGAAGGACGAGUUCAUGGGGCAGGUGGUGCUGUCGGGGGCAGUGAAUGACAGUAUGGAGCCUCAGGUCAUGCAACUACGGAAAUGGGGUUCUCAGAUGGCCGAUGAGGUGCCUGGGAAAAUCAGCCUGAAGAUUGUCACGGUUACUCAGCUCACCGCGAUUUAACUGUACCACUCUGAUACUGUGUAAGACUUAAAGCUUACCUUACCAAAGCAGUGCUGCAGCCAUGAACUCUGUCAUGCAAUUGGUUACGUGCACCGAUGAGCAUUACGAACUGUUAAAUGGUCUAUUAUGGUUGGUUGGACUAUAGUGUGUAUUUUGGCCAACUGUCAAAUUGUGAUGUCUGUCUCUCUCUAUCAAAACCACUAUUACCUUUCUCAGCCUUUUCAACAAGUGUAAUUCAGCUAAUUUUUACAUUACAACUAUACUCUUCAUAAAAUCAAUCAAUCUGUCAAUCAUAUUAACUGAAAUCCAGUUUACAAAUUGCAUUGAAAGGUUGAACUUUCACAUGUUGCCAAUCCAAAUGCCUUUGAAAGUUUACUUAGGUUUUUAACAGAAGAUGUUUUUUACACUUUUACAAGUUGUGUGAAAAUAAAGAUUUUUUAGAAAAUAAGAAUUUGAGCA